CAAACCAGCAGCAGCCCCCCUCUCUGCCCCAGGGCCCCACCUGGCAAUAGGUCACAAUGCCCCAGCUGCCCCGUCCCAGAAUAGCUGACUGAAACGAGAGGUGAGGAGGGUUUGGUGGGUGGGUGUGUGGGGAGGGGGAGAUUCCCACCAAGCUCACCCUUAAGUGUCUGCCAGGGCCCACUCCCUCCCACACACCCACUUCCCACACUCCCUCCCACAUUAGUCCUUCCUGUCACCUCCACCUCCCUCCAUGACCCAGCUCUGCUUACCCAGGCCCAAAGCCCUUGCUUAUCCUAUCCCAGUCCCUCCCAGGGGCCUGGGUGCGGGGGAGGGGUCGUGUAGUCCAGUGGGUCCACGUACGUCCCCCUGGGGCCCUAACCUGGCCCAGCUCCUCGACAGCGUUCUAGGGCUGGGGGCACUGGGGCUGACGAUUCGGACGGUCUUUUCCACGGCUGGGCCAGCCUUGCUGCUGCUGCUCCUGGUCAGUUUCCUGGCCUUCGACCUGCUCCACUGCCCCGCAGACGCCCCCGGGCCACAGCACACACUUCUCACAGGAAGCCGGAGUCAGGGGGCCGGUGAGGGUCCGGGACAGCGGGAGGCUGUCCUCCUACCUCCGGCAGCGGUGGUCCCAGGAAGACUCAGCCCCCACGAGGCCCUGCUGCUGCUGCUCCUGGGCCUGGGGUUGUUCCUGGGAGCGCGCGGCGUGCCCGUGGCCCUGCUCGGCCUGGCUUUCUGCCUCCAUCCUUGGAUCUGAGUGCCCUCCAGAAAUACACUGGCCAUGCUGCUU
Molecule: messenger RNA, 787 nt
Organism: Neofelis nebulosa (Clouded leopard)
Lineage: Eukaryota; Metazoa; Chordata; Mammalia; Carnivora; Felidae
Gene: C9H20orf141
Product: chromosome 9 C20orf141 homolog
Exons: 2
Coding region: 251-754 (167 amino acids)
Source: RefSeq, a predicted model, not a curated record